Aspergillus tubingensis is the source of this 2829-nucleotide messenger RNA. Its product is annotated as SH3 domain protein. The record is from RefSeq and is a predicted model, not a curated record. NCBI's taxonomy places the organism in Eukaryota, Fungi, Ascomycota, Eurotiomycetes, Eurotiales, Aspergillaceae. Gene Ontology annotation, molecular function: ubiquitin-protein transferase activity; metal ion binding; protein binding. The coding region runs from base 1 to 2829 and encodes 942 amino acids. Gene Ontology annotation, cellular component: nucleus. Gene Ontology annotation, biological process: ubiquitin-dependent protein catabolic process; mitotic cell cycle checkpoint signaling; protein ubiquitination. The transcript is spliced from 2 exons.
AUGCCGACCGACCCCCAUCCCGGUCCCGGUCUAGGGGACCUGGAGAAAGAACUCACCUGCUCGAUCUGCACGGAUCUGCUCUACCAGCCUCUCACCCUCCUCGACUGCCUGCACACCUUCUGCGGCUCCUGUCUCAAAGAAUGGUUCUCUGCACAAGCCUCCCGCGCCCGGUCGUCAUCUUCCGUCCGCUUCACUUGUCCGUCCUGUCGCGCGGUGGUCCGUGAAACCCGCCCGAAUGCUACCGUUACUACGUUACUAGAUAUGGUCCUGGCGGCGAGUCCCGACCGGGAUAAGUCGGCUGAGGAGAAGGAGGAGAUUGCGCUGAGAUACAAACAUGGUGAUUCGGUGUUCCCUGUUUUGUCGUCGGCGGAUCGGAGGGGUGAUGCUUCGGAUGACGAGGAUCGGAGGCUGUUGGAGGAGGUAAGGGAAUUGAGUUUGCAGGAAAGCCGGGUCCGGUCGAGAAAUGCUAGUGCUACUACUGGUCAUCGGUCGAGGCAGUCGUCGCGGACUCGUCGCACGGAAUCGAGUGCUGAGGUGGAUGGAGCGCGACAACGACGGCGAGAAGAAGAGCGUGCUGCGCGGCGACGACAGGGCGAGACUGCUGCGGAGCGCAAUAGACGCAUAGAGCAUCAGUCUAGUUUGCGGUCGUUGUUGAGUUUGUCGGAUACGGAGACGAUACAGGACCAGAUUCUACGGCAGAUUCUGGAGGAGGGGCUGUUGGAUGAUAUCGACUUCGAUAAUUUGGGUCCGGCGCAGGAAGAGGAGCUUAGUGAGCGCAUCGCUGAUGCGUAUCGUCGGAGGCAUAGAUUGCGCUCUCGCUCGCAGCAACGGUUGGAGGCGCGGGAGACGAAUCAGACGUCGUCACGGGCUCGGGCUCGCUCGCAUUCUACGCAGAGACCACAGGAAAAUCCUACGCAAAAUGAGACUAGCCGGAAUCCUCCUGUGUCGAGACCGCAUCUACUAGAUCCGCUGGUGGCACGAAAUGGGAACCCGGGUCAUCAGAGGCGGUUGUCAGAUCAGGGCAGCAGCCGUCGGCGAACGUCACCGGUGCCUGCGAAUCCUGCUUCUUCGUCGGAGGUCACGCUGAGGCCUGCAGCGCGAUCGUCUAGUGACGUGGUUACUGACCGUCCCCGAAAUUCGCAGGCUGCCCGAGUCAGAACGGAUUCGUCGCCGCGCUCUCGACGUGCCACGGCAUCUGAGCAGAGCACACCGAAUAUAUGGGUGGAAGGAGCUAGGGAACGUGCCAUCCGACGAGCUCCUGGUAGAUUAUCCAUCGAUUCACCAAGGGUGGUUGCAGCUCCUGAGCAAAAUACACACACCGGUUCCUGGCCAGCGAGUCCGGGGAUGGUUGUGCCCGCGAGCAGUUCCUUGGUAGCAGAGGUGGGAGGGACAGGCAGAUCAGAGGCGCGAUCUCGACCAUCUUCGUCUCGGUCCAAUGCGCCUCGCUCUGCUAUCAUGUUCCGCGAACCGUCUAUUUCAUGCGAUCGAUGUGGCAAGGAGAAGAUACAAUAUGAUUUACACAAGAAAUGUCACAAAUGCAAUGAUGGCGAAUACCACCUGUGCUUGAGAUGCUAUCGCACUGGCGAAGGGUGUCUCGAAUGGGCAGGCUUCGCCAAAUCCGCAGAAGCGGACUUUGAACGUAUCAUAGCUUCUUCAAGUGGCCAUCCCACGCCACUUCGCAGCAAUUCCCAGCAGCACAUCCUACAGUCGUGCAAGUACCGUCGGGCACCAGACAUAGCCUACCGACCCGACCGAGACGGACGACUUAUGACCACCGACGACCCAGCCCAAAGACUCACAACCGGCUUCUUCUGCGACAGCUGCCAAUCCCCUGCGAACGACUGCUACUGGAAGUGCGACCAAUGCAACGAAGGCGACUGGGGCUUCUGCAACCGCUGCGUGAACCAAGGACGAUGCUGCACCCAUGCCCUCCUCCCCAUUUGCCGCAUACCACCCGACAGCAAUUCAACUCCAACCGCAACCACAACCGACAACACGCCCUCCCCAUCACCCGAAACAUACAAGAUCCUCUCCAUCGCAACAAACUGCGACAUCUGCACGCACCCCAUCCCCGACUCCACCCCGCGCUUCCACUGCCUCCAAUGCAACAACGGCGACUACGACAUCUGCACCAACUGCUACCUCCGUCUUGUGGCCAUCGGCAAAAUCCGUAAAGAAAACGGCCACAACGGCUGGCGCCGCUGCCUGAAAGGCCACCGCAUGGCCGUGAUCGGCUUCGAAGACCACGAAGAAGGCCAACGCCGCGUCAUCCUCCGCGACCUCGUAGGCGGCCGUGCCCUCAACGACGACCACCUCAUCCAGCCCCCAUCUCCAACCGCCUCCCCAAUCACCACCACCUCCACUGCCAACUCCACCAUCGCCUCCCCUGAAGUUGGCUCCGGCGACUGGAGUUGGAAAGAGGGCUCCGAGCGCCGCAAAAAGGCCUCUCGGUUCAGACCCUGGACUAUCGGUGAUCGUGACCGUGAUCGUGACCGCUCCUCCGAACCAAGCACACCCACCAUCACCACAUCCUCCCCAUUUACUACAUCCAGCCCAGCUAUAUCCUCACAAAUUUUAUCCCCAACAAAUUCUACGACACCCACGAAUGGCACCCGCCGCUACCCACCCGACGGCGGCGUCGGCUUAGUCGUCCAUGCCCUAUGGUCAUGGUACCCCGAAGACGGAGUCAAAGAUGAACUGAUGUUCCCGCGCGGGGCGGAAAUCACCGAAGCAGAGAAUAUCAAUGAUGAUUGGUACUGGGGGUGUUAUGCGGGAUUGACGGGGUUGUUUCCGGGGGCGCAUGUAUUUGUUGCGGGGGAGGUGGUUUGA